GGUCAGAGGACAACUUGUGGGAGUGGUUUCUGUCCUACCAUGCCAAAUUGAGGUUGGCAACCUUGGUAACAGCUUCCCUUGCCUAAUAAGCCAUCUUGCUGACUCCUACGUGGUAAUGGUUGUUGUCAUUUCUGUCCCAUUCUUACUUCAAAGGUGUCAGAGGUGUCAGGACAGUGAUCACUCGAAGCUCCCUAGGAGUUUGUAGUCGAGCCCUAAGGAAAGUGGGAAAGUCUGUAUAGUAGUCCGUUCCUGGGAGCUCUGGUGGAACACCAGCCACCAGCAGUCUGAAGCUGCAGGAGCAAGUGUCUGGGGCCACGUGCCCACGCACACGCCCUGUCUGUGGUAUGUGUGGACAGCCUCGGAGGUAUUGACAUGCUGACGUUACUGCUCACCAGCUGCCGAAUGCCACCACAUCCCUUCUGUCUGGUGUAUGAGCACUUAGUGCAUAAAUUUGGUUCCCACAUAUCGGCAUUGGAGGCACGGAGAUGCUGUAUCGCUAAGAGAUGUCCCAAGAAUGGAUGGUUGUGUCAUGUUGCUAUUGGUUAUAGCUUAUUUUCCUUAUUAGAUUAUUUUUAUGAUUAUGGAAAGUUUAAAAAGCACAGGAGUAGAAACACAGUGGGCCAUUAGGUUAAUAUCACUUACCUAUCUCAAUGUUUUACUCAUCUUUUCACGUAUGGACUCUACUCUGGAAUGGCAAACAUACUUGAAAAACAAAUUGCAGACAUUUAAGGUCUGGAAAAAGACUGAACUAAAUAAGGGCGGUGCUUCCCUUUCUGGCCGGCGCGGUCUAAGCCUGUGCUUAAAAGUGCCAGGUGCUCAGAGCACAGCUGUUACCUUGAGGGAAAAGAAAAUAAAACUCUAGGGCAGAUUUCUAGAAAGGAAAGGUGGGUGAGGACUGCCCUACUGCCCUAAAAUAAUGCCUUAAUGUUGUCUGAAUUGGCUUUCUGCAGAUCUCUCCCCCCCCCAUCAUUUUCCAUAUAAAAGUCUUGAUUAAAUACAAGAAUGGCUCAGGAAGAGGGAGGGUCUCACAGUUAAAGAAUACUACAAAGAAGUCUGAUGAUGCCUUCCUGAGCACCACCCGGGAGUUACCUGCCCCAGGGAUAAUUUUCUUUUGAAAUGUCAUCAUGUUUCUAAUCAUAAAAGUAUUAUAUACUCAUGGGAAGAAAAGUGGAAAUUGUUAACUUGAGUGUGUACUUCAGCAGGGGUAUGAUUGUGAUUAUCUCGGUUAAUAUUCUGAUACCACAUGAAUCAUGGUGAUAGAGAGCAAAUACUUGUAGCUCUGGAAAUACGGCAGGUGUUUGGGCGUGUCUUCUCAUUAAAUUCUUACGAUGUCAUUAUGAAGUGAGCAUGUUCCGUCCUCCCACGUUUUCCAUGAGCUGGGGAAACGUGGAGAGAGCUUGUCCCCAAGCCUCCGGUCACUUAGCUGAGGAUGGGGUAGGGGAAAUCUCUCUUGAAUACAGAGAGGUGUUCUAAUGCUUUACCUCUCUUGUUUUUCACCACAGAAACGAGGACUUUUGCCUUUGGACUUUCUUCUGUACCAUCAGUUUUAUGGAGGACUCUUAGGCUUAUGAGGGUGGUCUCGGAACUAGACCUGCUGGGCCGUGGCAGACAUCAACUCCUAGGUUGUGGUCACGUUCUCAGUCGGACCGGAAAAGUAUAAUUUGGAACUUCUUCACUCCAGCUGAAGCAGAGAUACGCAUUACCCACAAAAUAAGAGCCAUGGGCUGCAACCCGCCAUGCCUCCUCCCCUACAGACUACGACUGUUGUUGUUCUUUACCCUGUGCCUGACUGUGGUUGGUUGGGCCACCAGCAACUACUUCGUGGGUCCCAUUCAAGUGAUCCCCAAGGCAAAGGACUUCAUGGCUAAUUUCCACAAGGUCAUUCCUUUGGGGAAGAAAGAAACUCUGGCCCAUGAUGCAAUCAUAGAGAAAGCAGAACUUGACAACUGCCCUUCUGUGUCUCCAAACCUUAGAGGCCAGAGCAAGCUCAUUUUUAAACCAGACCUCACUUUGGAGGAAGUGCAGGCAGAAAACCCCAGAGUGUCCAGAGGCCGGUGUCAUCCCGAGGGAUGUAGGGCCCUGCAGCGGGUGGCCAUCCUCAUUCCCCACCGGAACAGAGAGAAGCACCUGAUAUACCUGCUGGAGCACCUGCACCCCUUCCUGCAGAGGCAGCAGCUGGACUACGGCAUCUACAUCAUCCACCAGACUGGAAGUAAGAAGUUUAAUCGAGCCAAGCUCCUGAAUGUGGGCUAUCUGGAGGCUCUCAAGGAGGAAAACUGGGACUGCUUCAUAUUCCACGACGUGGAUUUGGUGCCUGAGAACGACUUCAACCUUUACAUGUGUGGCGACCAGCCCAAGCACCUGGUGGUUGGCAGGAACAGCACUGGCUACAGGUUACGCUACAGUAAAUAUUUUGGGGGUGUUACUGCCCUCAGCAGAGAACAAUUUUUCAAGGUGAAUGGAUUCUCUAACAACUACUGGGGAUGGGGAGGCGAAGACGAUGACCUCAGACUCAGGGUUGAGCUCCACAAAAUGAAAAUCUCCCGGCCUGAUCCCGAUGUGGGUAAAUACACUAUGAUCUUCCACACCAGAGACAAAGGCAACGAGGUGAAUGUGGACCGGAUGAAGCUGUUAAACCAGAUGUCACGAGUCUGGAAAACAGAUGGCUUAUCAAGUUGUUCUUACAGAUUACUCUCUGUGGAACACAAUCCUUUAUAUAUCAACAUCACAGUGGAUUUCUGGACUGGUGUGUGACCUGGCUCUUUGGAUGGGGUUCGGGAGAACUGACGACUUGUAAUAACUUUGGCCUAGAGACUUCCCUAGUCGCACACACUAAGGACUCGCUCCAGCUAAUUAUUAGGCCAGAUUUUUCCAUUUUGUGUUUUCUCGGCAGCGCUCUUGGUCAUGUGGAAUGUAGAGCCGUCAUACAAGACAGCUUUCUUAGUUGUUCUGAUCCCGACAGUGAAAUGUAACGCACAUACUUGACGGACUAAAGAUAAAAGGAUGCAAUGGGAGCCGUGUCCUUGACAGAUCGACUCCAGCAAGGCAUAAGGAGAUUAAGGAGUGGGGAACAAAAUCCCCGUGUGUUCUAGAGAGCCAGAACUGCAAGGCCCAAGAUAGAAAGGUACUAAGAUGUGUUUCUGUCACGCGUGUGCCCUAUGUGGCCAUCUGAGAAGCGGUGGAUUCCGGAUGAGAAGAAGGCCAUAGAAGAGCGGAGCAAAGUCAAGAAUCAGAUGCCAUGAACUUGGCAAUGAAGAGGUGGCGAAGGGGAGUGUGGCGUGAACUGGCAGCAGUGACUGCUGCCCCCAGUCCUCCGUGGUGUUUACUUCCUCAUCGGAAACACCUUCCAGUCUGUGGCCACCCGACCUUGAAUGUACCAGUCUCUUCAGAGGCACUUGCCAGCAAGAGCCCACCAGAGAACACUCUCUCCUAGUUUUUAAAGCAUUUUUUUAUAAGAUGAUUUUGUACAUGUAGGAUAUGAAUGAGCAGUUUAUAAGCUACAUCAUGACUGAUAAUACAUCUCUAGAGUACCUCUGUAGUAAAACAUGAAAAUGCUUC
Messenger RNA from Myodes glareolus (Bank vole), 3558 nucleotides. The record is from RefSeq and is a predicted model, not a curated record. Lineage: Eukaryota; Metazoa; Chordata; Mammalia; Rodentia; Cricetidae.